AUGUGGAUCUCGACAAGAGGAGCGGCGGAGCAAGGUCAUCUUUCCAGUGAGGAUGUGUUCGGUAAUGUUGUCACCUUCGUGACGAGGUCUUCCAGCAGGGUUUCACGAUGGUUCGGUCCGGCGAGGAGGAUGGCUUCGCGUCAUGACACGGAGAAAACGACGGUCCCACGUGGUGGAUGCGACGAACUGGGAUUCGAGCGGCGAUGCAGAAUUUGA
Arabis nemorensis is the source of this 216-nucleotide messenger RNA. The record is from the annotation of a GenBank genome assembly. NCBI's taxonomy places the organism in Eukaryota, Viridiplantae, Streptophyta, Magnoliopsida, Brassicales, Brassicaceae.